Molecule: messenger RNA, 864 nt
Organism: Lachnellula hyalina
Lineage: Eukaryota; Fungi; Ascomycota; Leotiomycetes; Helotiales; Lachnaceae
Gene: cpr2
Product: Peptidyl-prolyl cis-trans isomerase B
Exons: 4
Coding region: 1-864 (287 amino acids)
Biological process (GO): protein folding; protein peptidyl-prolyl isomerization
Cellular component (GO): endoplasmic reticulum; fungal-type vacuole
Molecular function (GO): peptidyl-prolyl cis-trans isomerase activity
Source: RefSeq, a predicted model, not a curated record
AUGUUCACCAUCCACCGGUUCGUAGUCUCUGUACUACUCAUCCUCACCGUUACAUUUGUCUUCUUCGCCCAGACGGCCCAAGCUGUCAAAGGCCCCAAGAUCACCCACAAGGUGUACUUCGAUAUUAGCCAUGGCGACGAACAUCUGGGUCGCAUUGUAAUGGGUCUUUAUGGCAAGACUGUCCCAAAGACCGCCGAGAACUUCAGAGCAUUGGCUACUGGCGAGAACGACUUUGGAUACGAGGGAUCUACCUUCCACCGUGUUAUCUCAAACUUUAUGAUUCAGGGAGGUGAUUUCACAAAGGGUGAUGGCACUGGAGGAAAGUCGAUCUACGGCAACAAGUUCCCAGAUGAGAACUUCAAGUUGAAGCACUCCAAGACCGGUCUUCUCAGCAUGGCCAACGCCGGAAAGGACACCAAUGGCUCUCAAUUCUUCAUCACCACAUCGACCCCAGGUCAUCUCGACGGCAAGCACGUCGUAUUCGGCGAGGUCCUCGAGGGCUACGAAAUCGUCAAGGCGAUCGAGGGAGUACCCAAGGGACAAGGCGACAAGCCCAUCAAACCCGUCAAGAUCACAAAGAGCGGAGAGUUGCCAGUGCCAGAAGAAGAUGACGAAUACGGAUAUGCCGAAUUUCAACCGGGGAUGAGCGAGCCCGAGACUGCUCCCCCGGCUGCUGCUGCUACCACCAUUGCAGCGAUCCCUGUCGUUGGCGAGGCCGAGGUUGAUACUACUCAGGUCGAGGGCUUCAGCAUCCUGCAAAAGGGUCUCUUUUUGGCAGUCAUUUUGGGUUGCGUUGCGGUUUAUAUUCGGAUGAAUAGCAAAAAGGGAAGAAGCAGCAAGUUCACGGAGAAAAGCAUGGCAUGA